Molecule: messenger RNA, 412 nt
Organism: Malurus melanocephalus (red-backed fairy wren)
Lineage: Eukaryota; Metazoa; Chordata; Aves; Passeriformes; Maluridae
Product: cytochrome b5
Exons: 3
Coding region: 56-397 (113 amino acids)
Cellular component (GO): intracellular membrane-bounded organelle; mitochondrial outer membrane
Molecular function (GO): heme binding
Source: RefSeq, a predicted model, not a curated record
GCGUACAGGGUCGCAGUCYGUGGCGUGUGCGGUGCGGGAUAGGRUAGCUCAGGACAUGGUGGGCUCCAACGAGACCGGGAAAGAGUCAUGGCGGGGCCGCUACUACCGCCUGGAGGAGGUGCAGAAGCACAACAACAGCCAGAGCACCUGGAUCAUCAUCCACCACCGCAUCUACGAUGUCACCAAGUUUCUGGACGAGCACCCAGGAGGUGAAGAGGUCCUUAGGGAGCAAGCUGGAGGAGAUGCUACUGAGAACUUUGAAGAUGUUGGCCAUUCCACAGAUGCAAGGACAAUGUCAGAAUCCUUUAUUGUUGGGGAACUUCAUCCUGAUGAUAGAUCCAAGCUUCAGAAACCGACGGUAAGUGUGUUUCUUGAAAUGCCACAUUGUUUCUUGUAGGCAUUACAGACAGUG